Fraxinus pennsylvanica is the source of this 1431-nucleotide messenger RNA. The record is from the annotation of a GenBank genome assembly. NCBI's taxonomy places the organism in Eukaryota, Viridiplantae, Streptophyta, Magnoliopsida, Lamiales, Oleaceae.
AUGCAGGAUGAAACUGGAAUUUACAAAAAUUUACUAGAGGAGACCACUCACCGAGCCAGGUUAAAACUUCCUCUUUAUACUGCUAUCCGUGCUGGGCUGGCCUUUGCCCCUUUAUUUUCUUGCCCAGUCGAGCUCAACAGGAUGACUUUUGCUGGGGAGCCAGCCAAAACCAAAAGGCAAGCUCAGAAAAGUGCUGCAAUGGCUGCCUGGUUUGCGCUGAAAAACUUGAGAUUUAAUACAGAGAUGCAUGUUUCUGUUAAUUCUCCCUUGCCAUUACUUGCCCGAGUUGCCAUUCUUGCCUUUGUAAUUUUUGAUUGUGCCAUCGAGAAAGGUUUACUUAGCUAUGGCAUUGAGACAGAAAAACAUGCAGCAGCCGAGGUUGCACUUAGAUCGCUUUCACAAAGAGGCCCAUCAAGAGCACUAACUGCAAGAGUUUUGGAUGAAACUGGAAUUUACAAAAAUUUACUUGAGGAGACCGCUCACCGAGCCAGGUUAAAACUUCCUCUUUAUACUGCUAUCAGUGCUGGGCCGGCUUAUGCCCCUUUAUUUUCUUGCCCAGUCGAGCUCAACAGGAUGACUUUUGCUGGGGAGCCAGCCAAAACGAAAAAGCAAGCUCAGAAAAGUGCUGCAAUGGCUGCCUGGUUUGCGCUGAAAAACUCGGCGCAGCAAGAAUCUUGCUCUUCUGUAUCAAGCCUUGGACGAAAGGAUGAGCAAGAACAAGUAACUGUUGCUCGUUAUUACGCUCGUUUAAAAUUACCUGAGACAAGAAAUCAGCACAGAAAGAGAGGUGCCAAGUCAGAAACCAGUUUGUAUUCCUUUACAGGGGUGCGCCCAGUUUUCUAUUUUUCAAAUGAUACAGUGCCUCGUCCGAUUGGGAUUAAUUCACAAAUUACUAUAGAAGAGAUACAAGAAAAUGCUCAGGGUGAAGAAUGUGAAGAAACAAGGGUUAUCCAUGAGGCCAACUCUGCUCAGUGGAGGGUGAAUUCCCCGUCUAAUGCAUCCUUAAUGCCAACAGAGGCUCCAGACUAUUGUGAAUCCUUCAACAAUAAUCCCAGCUUGAGAAGGGAAGAGUUUCCAAGCGAGAAAGGUGAAGUCGAGAAAAGCAGAUCCGUCCAUGACAUCAGAAACUCUGUGCCUAGUUCUUCGAGGCCGACUAGAGGUCCCUUGGCAUGUCCACCCUGCGCCACAUUGAGGGCCAGAACUGCUGAUGGUGAUUGGUGCUUUCUCAACCAGAUUUAUUCCAGGAGGAUCAACUAUUUCCUCGCCAGACUCAACACCAAGGAAUGCAGUUUAUCCAUCUUUACGCCUACCAUUGUUCAAUGGCAUGAAAAUUAUCAGAGGUACAUCACAUGCGGGUUCCAUGGCACCAGCGGUUCAGAAUCUAUCAAUCUUGCCCGUGUGUUCAACUCCUCCAGUCAGAGAAAAUCCUGA